UGUUUUUACUGCAAUAAUACGUGCAUACUGAAAACGUUGAGAAAGUCUUAUUUGUAUAUGUAAUCGUCUUCAUAGCGUGCAUGUUUCAAACCUCUGAACUCACCUGACACGAGUUUACAGCCUGCUCUCGGUUCCUCGGUCAUGAUUGCAGCGUUUCCAUAAUCGGGUUUGAAAAGACGCCGGUUUGAUAUUGAAGCCGUGCAGCAAUCAGCCCAAAACAAGCACGAUUCCCGUGACGACAACACGCGGGAUUUAUUCAACCCCACGAAGUGCCCUCGUCCUCGUUCCAGGACAGGCUGCUUUGUCAUUUCGUGUGUGGGGGGGGGGGGGUCGUCUCUUGAACUGCAUUGUGAUCACUGACACUCGUUUUGUUAAACCGAGUUAAACGGACACGGAUCGAAUUACAUCCAAUCAACUAUCACUUGUUUUGUCACAAAGAGAAAAUACAUUUUGGUUCUUCGUGGGUUACAAAAUGAAACAGACGUCCCCCGUCCCCCCGUCUUACCCAUUGUGACUGAAACAGGGAGAUGCAGGCUGGCUAUAGCGCAGGCGCAUCUUGGGGCACAGAUUUGCAAAGUGAUGCGAGCAGCGUGCUGGUGAUUUGAGUUUCCGCUCCACUGUGUUUGCCCGCUGGUGUUGACUGAGCCUGAGGCAUUACAGCUCUGCAGAAGAGGAAGUGGAGAGCCACAGAUGUUUCCAAGAAGAAGUGAUCUGCUGUUGCAGAAGCCCGACACGUGACGAACAACAUAGGAAACAAAACCCAAGGAAAAACCCAACAUGGAGAACAGCAACAGCAGCGAGGGGACCCCCAACGCUACGUGCAAUGACUCGGAGGGGCCUCGCUGGCUCUUUGUGGCGGGCUACGCUCUGAUCUCCGUGACAGGGCUGCUCCUGAACCUCACGGCCCUGGCCAUCUUCUACCGCCACCCCAAGGCGGCGUGCUCCCACACCACGGUCUACAUGACCAACCUGGCGGUGGCAGACCUGCUCCUGGUCCUCACGCUGCCCACCCGCAUCUACCAGUACUCGGGGGCGCGGCUGAGCCCUGGGCUGUGCGAGGCGGCUGGCCUGGUCCUGCUGGUCAACAUGUACAGCAGCAUCUUCCUCCUCGCCUGCAUGAACCUCGACCGCUGCCUGGCAGUCUGCUUCCCGCUGAGCUCGCGGGUCAAAGCCUGGCGGAAACGCACCCCGCUGGUCUGCCUGGGGGUGUGGACCCUGACCGUGGGCGCCAGCCUGCCCACCUACCUCAUCAAGAAGACCGGCGGCGGGGGGCAGCAGGGGGGGCAGUGCUCUUGUUUAGACAGCCUGCCGGUUUACGCCACGCAGCCCGCCGCGAUCGGGGCCACGCUGUCCGUGGGCUUCGGGAUCCCGCUGGGCUCCAUGCUCCUCUGCUCCUGGUGCUUGCUUCGUGCUCUGCGUCGGAGCGCUGCCGUGCAGAUGGGGCUGGUGAAAGGCAGGAAGAUCCGCAACAUGAUGGCCGUCAACGCGGUCGUUUUCCUACUCUGCUUCCUGCCUUACCACUGCCUGCUGGUGGCGAUAUACCUCCAAGUGUCUGGACCGAGGCUGCUGGAGUGGUACCAGGCCAGUCUGCUGAUCGCCUGCUCCAACACGACGCUGGACCCCCUCGUUUACUACUUCACAACACAGACUUUCAAGGACACCAUGGCGGUGGGGAAGAUGCGGGCUUUCCACAGCCAGAGCUCCGAUGAGCAGAAAAGGGGGGCCAGUGUACCCCUCAACUCCUGGGGGGGGGGGCAGGAGGGAGGCAGGGUACCCCUCAACUCCUGAGGGGGGCAGGAGGGAGGCAGUGUACCCCUCAAACUCCUGAGAGGGGCAUUAAGGAGGCAGGGUACCCCUCAACUCCAGAUGGGGGCGGGGGCAGUUUACAUGGGGUGGCCAGUGUGAAGCAGAUUUUUGAUUUAUUUUAUAAGCACAAUAAUGCUGUUGUAUAUAAUCAUAUAUUUUAGACAGAAGUUGAUUUCUGAAACUUUUAUAUAUAUAUAAAAAAAAAUGUGCAUUCAGCUCAACAGCUUUAGAGAAAUGGGACACAAAGCUUUCUGGGUUCCAGUUGCAAUUACUCAGCAAGCUCUCAGACAGCUGGCUGAUUCUAGAUCGGGGCGAUUCUUCCAGCCCACAAGAUGCAGGGUGACUAACUCAGCUUAUCAAAUUUCAUACAGGAAGCACAAUGUGAUAGGGAGACACUUUCUGGUACUGUGUGUCUCUCUCUCUCUCUCUCUCUCUCUCUCUCUCUCUCUCUCUCUCUCUCUCUCUCUCUCUCUC
Molecule: messenger RNA, 2280 nt
Organism: Polyodon spathula (Mississippi paddlefish)
Lineage: Eukaryota; Metazoa; Chordata; Actinopteri; Acipenseriformes; Polyodontidae
Product: lysophosphatidic acid receptor 6
Exons: 2
Coding region: 778-1788 (336 amino acids)
Biological process (GO): phospholipase C-activating G protein-coupled receptor signaling pathway; positive regulation of Rho protein signal transduction
Cellular component (GO): membrane
Molecular function (GO): lysophosphatidic acid receptor activity
Source: RefSeq, a predicted model, not a curated record